AUGUGCAAAAAACACAAAGAAAGCAAAUCGCGAGAGGUCAUGGCCUCCGGCAAAGAUUCCGACCGUACCUUAGGGUACAUGACCCGGAAGGAUACGGAAGUCAAGCUUCCACGGCCGACGCGGGUCAAGAACAAGACUCCGGCGCCGGUUCAAAUCACCGCCGAGCAGAUUCUAAGGGAAGCCCGUGAGAGGCAGGAGGCCGAGAUCCGUCCUCCUAAGCAGAAAAUCACUGAUUCGACUGAGCUUUCCGACUACAGACUCCGACGCCGGAAGGAGUUUGAGGACCAGAUCCGCCGCGCGAGAUGGAACAUCCAAGUUUGGGUCAAGUACGCUCAGUGGGAAGAGUCGCAGAAGGACUACGCUCGUGCUCGGAGCGUGUGGGAACGAGCCAUCGAAGGCGAUUACAGGAACCAUACGCUAUGGCUCAAGUACGCCGAGUUCGAGAUGAAGAACAAGUUUGUAAACAGCGCGAGGAACGUUUGGGAUCGAGCCGUCACGCUUCUCCCUCGAGUGGACCAGCUAUGGUACAAGUAUAUUCACAUGGAGGAGAUACUUGGGAACAUCGCCGGAGCUAGACAGAUAUUCGAGCGGUGGAUGAAUUGGUCACCGGAUCAACAAGGUUGGCUCUCGUUCAUCAAAUUCGAGCUCAGGUAUAACGAAAUCGAACGCGCUAGAUCCAUCUACGAGAGGUUUGUGCUUUGCCAUCCAAAGGUUUCUGCUUACAUCCGAUAUGCCAAGUUCGAGAUGAAAGGCGGUGAAGUUGGUCGUGCGAGGAGUGUGUACGAACGCGCCACGGAGAAGCUUGCAGACGAUGAAGAAGCCGAGACGCUCUUUGUGGCGUUUGCUGAGUUUGAAGAGCGAUGCAAGGAACCAGAACGUGCUAGGUUUAUCUACAAGUUUGCUCUUGAUCAUAUCCCUAAAGGAAGAGCAGAGGAUCUGUACAAGAAGUUUGUGGCGUUUGAGAAACAGUAUGGUGAUAAGGAAGGGAUUGAGGACGCCAUUGUUGGGAAAAGGAGGAUUAAUUAUGCAUUGUAUGAAGAGAUUGAAGCUGAAGAUGUGGAGCGUACACGAGAUGUAUACAGAGAAUGUCUCAAGCUUAUCCCACACGCCAAGUUUUCUUUUGCCAAAGUAUGGUUGCUUGCUGCACAGUUUGAGAUCAGGCAAUUGAAUCUCACGGGAGCACGGCAGAUAUUAGGAAAUGCGAUUGGAAAAGCUCCAAAAGAUAAGAUAUUCAAGAAAUACAUUGAGAUCGAACUCCAGCUAGGAAACAUAGAUAGGUGUAGAAAGUUGUAUGAGCGAUAUCUUGAGUGGUCUCCGGAGAAUUGCUAUGCCUGGAGCAAGUAUGCUGAAUUGGAGAGGUCUCUUGCUGAAACGGACCGAGCUAGGGCCAUUUUUGAGCUUGCGAUAUCUCAGCCUGCUCUUGACAUGCCUGAGCUGCUAUGGAAGGCAUACAUUGAUUUCGAGAUAUCAGAAGGGGAGUUAGAGAGGACACGAGCUCUGUAUGAACGACUCCUGGAUCGUACUAAGCAUUACAAGGUCUGGGUUAGUUUUGCCAAGUUUGAGGCUUCUGCUGCAGAAGAAGACGAGGGAGAUGAAGAACAAGAAGAUGAUGUUAUCGAACGCAGAAAGGACUGCAUCAAGCGCGCCAGAGAUAUCUUCGACAGGGCCAACACGUAUUACAAAGACUCCACACCGGAGCUGAAAGAAGAGCGAGCUACGCUCUUGGAGGAUUGGCUGAACAUGGAGACGAGCUUCGGCGAGCUUGGGGAUGUUAGUGUUGUUCAGGCUAAGCUCCCGAAGAAACUCAAGAAGAGAAAGCCGAUUACUAGAGAAGAUGGCUCUACAGAGUAUGAGGAAUACAUUGACUAUCUAUAUCCAGAAGAAUCGCAGACAACGAAUCUCAAGAUUCUUGAAGCAGCCUUUAAGUGGAAGAAGCAGAAGAUUGCUGCUUCUGAGGAUUUGGAUUAAUUUUUUCUUAGCAAAACUGUUUUGUAUUCAUACUUUUAGUUCUCUGUACAUCGUCACUCGUAUCUGUUUUGAUUUAGCAGUAAUCUUUUGUCGUCGUUGUCUUCCAAGCAAAACUCAAAAAUCUGGUUUAUCUUGUUUUUGGUUUUGGUUCUGGUUCGAGCUUUCUGG
Thlaspi arvense is the source of this 2136-nucleotide messenger RNA. The record is from the annotation of a GenBank genome assembly. Lineage: Eukaryota; Viridiplantae; Streptophyta; Magnoliopsida; Brassicales; Brassicaceae.